GAACCAUAUUUCGCCGACCCACUACCACCAGUUUACGGUACUAAAUCGUGCUUUACAGCCCUGGUUUUUGUCCUAAUUGACGAUAUGUCUUCUUCGAAAGCUCUUGACAGUAUUAUUCAACAGUCUGGAAAUAAGAAAUGUUUCGAUUGUGGUACUCCUAAUCCGCAAUGGGCUUCAGCAAAUUUGGGUAUCUUUAUUUGCCUUGAUUGCAGUGGUCAACACCGUGGUUUGGGUGUUGAAAAGAGUUUUGUUCGUAGCGUUACCAUGGAUAAUUGGACGGAGCGUCAGAUCAAAUGCGUCGAGCUGGGAGGAAAUGAUGCUGCUCGUAAGUUUUUGAACGACUAUCCCGAGUUUGUAAACGCCAAGUCGAUUAAGGAAAAGUACAACACGGAGGCUGCAGAAGACUACCGCGAGAAGCUGGCUGCACUUGUAGAUGGUAAGGAAUGGUCCAAGGAAGAAAGUCGUCGUGCCCGCGCUGCGAAGCAAUCAAGCAUGAAUACCUCGGCAACUUCCUCCUCGGAUUCUAAUGAAACAACCUUUCUUUCUAAGGAGGAAACCGAACGAUACUUUGCUCAUUUGGGAUCCAUCAAUGCCAACCGACCCGAUCAUCUUCCUCCUUCUCAAGGCGGAAAGUUCACUGGCUUCGGCAACACGGCACCCGCUGCUUCCAACGAAGGUCAAGGAUUUUUGGACACCUGGAAGUCGGACCCAUUGGCUGCUCUUAACAAGGGUUGGUCUGUAUUCUCCUCCUCCGUCGCAACACAGGCAAAGUCUGUCAAAGACAACUACAUUCAGCCCGGUUUGCAAAAGGUACAAAGUCCCGAGUUUAGAGAUGAGACCGUGAAUGCCAUUCACACGUUUACCAACAAACUGGAAACCUCCACUAAGACCACGUUCAGUCGUAUUCGCUCUCUCUGGGGAAACAACUCGACCACUCAAGCAACUGAGAACAAGCAAGAAUCCAAGCCUGCCACUCCUCAAAACGCUCACAAGAUGGAUUAGUGUGCCCCGAGCCUAGAGACAGUUCGCACUGUUCUCGCCCAGCUAAAUAGCAUCUACACAUAUACCCCCUAUCCGCUUAUCCAUAGAUGGACAAUUCUUUUGUGUUACGCAUACAAACAAAUCUACACCAACGUGAAACAUACAUUUUAGUCUAUAAAAAGCGUCGUACUGUCAUCACUAAUGUUGAGGCUCGGCAUCGCCGGCCGCUGGCAUGUAGGGAUAAUAGUACUGAGACGAGUCGUAGUAAUAAAGCAUUCCCGGUGCACCUACCAUCGCAGGGGGCAUGGGGGCUGAUGAGUUUUCAGAAGCAUACGGAGUGGCAGCAGCCGCUGCUGCUGAUGCAUCUC
Molecule: messenger RNA, 1349 nt
Organism: Schizosaccharomyces japonicus yFS275
Lineage: Eukaryota; Fungi; Ascomycota; Schizosaccharomycetes; Schizosaccharomycetales; Schizosaccharomycetaceae
Product: GTPase activating protein
Exons: 4
Coding region: 85-1002 (305 amino acids)
Cellular component (GO): cytoplasm
Molecular function (GO): GTPase activator activity
Source: RefSeq, a predicted model, not a curated record